Lates calcarifer (barramundi perch) is the source of this 2954-nucleotide messenger RNA. RefSeq names its product GRIP and coiled-coil domain-containing protein 2-like. The record is from RefSeq and is a predicted model, not a curated record. NCBI's taxonomy places the organism in Eukaryota, Metazoa, Chordata, Actinopteri, Centropomidae. Gene Ontology annotation, biological process: late endosome to Golgi transport. Gene Ontology annotation, cellular component: Golgi apparatus.
GUGGCAGAGGAGGCAGAGCAGGCCCACAUCUCCAUCAGAGCUAUGGAAGAAAAUCAGAAUGAAGCACUCAGAAAUUCCACAGAGGAGGUUGAAGAACUCCGGGCACGCGUAGAUGAGCUGGAAAAGGAGAGGGACCUUUUAAGGAAAAGUCUUGAAGAGGCUCAAGGGGGGAGAAGAAUGGAGGAGGUGAAAGGAUUCCAGGCCCACAUUGAAAACCUGGAACAGGAGAGGAACAUGUUGAGAAACAACCUUGAAGAAUUGGUGAAGGAUACUGAAGGGCUGCAAAAAGACCUGCUGGAUAUGAAGGCGGUUAGUGAGAAGAUUAGUGAGGAGAACCAGAAACUGCAGGCUCAGAUUUCUCUGAUGACUGAAGAGAAAGAGGAGAAGGAAAACGAAAUGGAGAAUAUGGAGAAAGAGAGAAGAGAAUACAAAGAACAGCUGACAGAGAAAGACUCCCUUAUAUUUCAGCUUAGAAAUGAGAUGGCUGUUCUCCAGGAGUCUGCUGGCCAGUCUGUGUCCUCUGAGGAAAAUCUAGCUGAUGAGAUGACAAAGAAAAUAGCGUUCCUGGAGAAAGAAAACAAAGAAAAGGAUGAGAAAAUGAACAAAAUCAAGGCGGUGGCCGUCAAAGCAAAGAAGGAGCUGGACAUCAGCAAGAAAGAGGUUGCAACCCUCAAGGAGGAAGUAGAAUCCCUGAAAGCAGAGAGGGAGAAAAUGAACAGCUCUAUGAAAGAUAUCAUCCAUGGUGCUGAAGGCUACAAGAACCUGCAGAUAGAUUACGACAGGCAAACAGAGCAACUGGAUAAGGAAAGAGAGAGGGUGGAGGCGGCCGAGAGACAGAUUGCAGAGCUGACCAAACGACUCAGCAGUGCUGUCACACAGUAUGAGACGCUGAGCAGUGAGAAAGAGGACCUGCAGGCUGGUAUGGAGACCAUGAGAAGCACAGUGAGGCAGCUGGAGACCCAGAACCAGGAGCUGCAGAGACAGUCAGCCAAUCUGGACAAAGACCUACUAGCUGAGAGAGCUAUGAAAGAACAGAAGAUCAAGGACUUGUCAUUUGCCAUGAAGGAGGUUGAAGAGCUGUCAGCCCAGCUCCACAAGCAGCAGCAGCAGUCUCAGCAGACUGCCCAGGAGCUGGAGCAGCUACGCAAGGAGGCGCAGCAGAACUCACUGCUGGACAUGGAGAUGGCCGACUAUGAGCGCCUGGUGAAAGAACUCAACAGCAAACUGUCAGAGAAAGAUGAGCGAGCUGAGCAGCUAAAGACCCAGAUUAACACGCUCACCCAGAAAGAGGACACACUCAAGCAAGAAAUCGAGGCUUUGAAGUCCCAGCUGGACCAGGGGGAGGAGAAGACGUCCAAGAUGAAACAGCUGCUGGUGAAGACCAAGAAGGAUUUGGCCGAUGCCAAGAAACAGGAGAGCUCCCUCAUGGUGCUGCAGGCCUCUCUGAAAGGAGAGCUGGAGGCUAACCAACAGCAGCUAGAAACCUCCAAGAUUGACGUGUGCGAGCUGACAGCGGAGCGUCAUCGCCUGCAGGAGCAGCUGAGGUCUGUGUUGGAACAGCAGCAAAGAACCAGCAGCUCCCUGCAGCAACGUAUCAACAGCCUACAGCAGGAGAGAGACACUGCUAAGGCUGAGCUUGUGGCAACAACUGGUGAGUUCGAGAGUUACAAGGUGCGAGUUCAUAAUGUGCUCAAACAGCAGAAGAGUAAAACCACUGCUCAGAGUGAAGGAGACUCUGGCAAACUAGAGAGGGAGCAGUUGUCUUCUCAGGUAGAGCAGCUGAGGUCGAAGCUGGCAGAAACUCAGCAGAGCCUCCAGAGCAGUGCAGCAGAGCUGCAGCAGCUCCAGACUGAACACGACACUCUUCUGGAGAGACACAAUAAAAUCCUCCAGGAAACUAUUAGCAAGGAGGCAGAACUCCGCGAGAGGCUGCUGUCAGUGCAGUCAGAAAACGUGGCUCUGCGGUCAGAUCUGUCCCAGACUCAGGUUGACCUGUCAUCUCAGGUCGAGGCCCAGCGUCAGACGUACAGGGAGCAGCUGAGGAAGCUGCAGGACGACCACCGAGCCACCGUGGAGACCCUGCAGGGCCAGCUGACCCGUGUGGAGGAGCAACUCUUCAACCUGCAGAGCCAGAACAGUGCAGUGUCAGCCCAGGCCAGCCGUAAGCCUCUGGGGUCUGACCCUCAGCGCAGAAGCACAGAUCACCAGGCAGGGCUAGGACUAGUUGCCCUCAGUGUCCAGUCGAUGGCCAGGGAAGAGGGUGAGGGUAUGGAGACCACAGAGACUGAGAGCCCCUCUCCUGCACUCCUGCCCUCCCUGGAGCAGCUUCUCACUUCUCCAGAUCCCAAACAAGAGCCAUUUGUGUGGACAGUGGAGCCGACCAAAGAAGAGCUAAGUCAAAAGCUGACCACAGCCACCCGCAGUAUGGAGCACAUGAACAGCCUACUGCAUGAAACCGAGGCCACCAAUGCUGUUCUCAUGGAGCAGAUCACUUUGUUGAAGAGUGAAGUGCGUCGUCUAGAGAGAAACCAGGAGAGGGAGAAGAGCGUGGCCAACCUGGAGUAUCUGAAGAACGUCCUGCUGCAGUUCAUCUUCCUGCGAUCUGGGAGUGAGAGGCAGGCGCUCCUGCCCGUUAUUCACACCAUGCUGCAGCUCAGUCCAGAGGAAAAGAGCAAACUGGCUGCCAUUGCACAAGGUGAGGAGGAGGGUGCUGGGUCGCGGGGCUCAGGCUGGACCUCCUAUCUCCACAGCUGGUCUGGGAUCAGAUAAAUUCGAUGACCAACCAAAUCAACAAAAAGACUGGGAGCACAGUGCAAAGAUGUUACUGGGCCUAUUUCUGUGAAAACCUGUACUAAGCAGUGAUGCUGUACAUUUAAAUCAGUGGCAAAAGACAGGGGCAUUUACAACAUUUUUGGGACACAAAAGAAAGGACCAAGGAAUGUACAAGAAAAGAA